CCGACGCCACAUCGAUUCUAGAUCUCACUAAUAUAUAUAGAUAUACACAUACCUACUUAAAAGUUCAAUGAACGAAAACCAAUCACUUCUAAACAUGUUUAGAAUAAAAAUUUUCAAGAAUGGAACAAAAUUCAAAAAUUCCAACAAUUUUCGAUUCUGAAUUAUUGAAUGAAAUUUCUAAAACAAAUUGUGGAAUAAAAUAUCCGAAAAAUAUUUUAUCAUGCUUGAAGUCUAUGAAUUUUUACAAUCAUUUGGAACUUUGCCCUCAUUACUGUCCAGUGGGGAAAAUUAUUAAAAUUUGCUCGACAUCAUCUGGAAUUUCAUCAAUUUGGGUAGCAGCUAGUUCGCAAGUUCUACCAAUAAACGGCGAGGCUCUCUACAUUCUCAAGAGGAAUUCGGAAAUUUUAAAAAAUGACUUUCCCCUCAUUGGCUUUAGGGGAAAGAAUUUCACCCGUCUCAAUGUUCACAUGUUCAAAAUUGAUGAUAUCUGCAUUCACCGUACUGUUCACCAAUUGGAAAUUGGCGUGAAAAUCUACUUUAAACAUUGGGAGAAAUGCUCUUUGCAUUUGGUCGAAAUUCCACGGGAAGGAAUUAAAAUUACUAUUCGGGAACCAACGACACUAAAGUUAUCAAGUGAAGGUUCAAAAUUUGCAGAGUUUCCUAAAACAAUGGAAGAAACAGAGUCGAAAGAUUUUUUGGCAGCGUCAUCGGCAGUAGCAGUAUCAUUAUCAUCAUCAUCAUUAUCAUCAUCAUCAUUAUUAUCAUCAACAGCAGUAGCAACAACAACAACAACAAAAGCAGCAUCAUUAUUUACAUCAUCAUCAGCAGCAACAACAACAGCUAAAGAAGCAUCAUUAGCAUCAUCAAAAGCAGUAGUGACUGCAUCAUUAUCAUCGUCAGAAGCAGUAGUAACAGCAUCAUUAUCAUCAAAAGCAGUAGUAUCAGAAUCAUUACCAACAAUAAAAGAAGCAGCAGCAACUAAAGAAGCAUCAUUAUCUUCAGUAACAACAACAGAAGCAGCAGUACUAUUAGCAUCAUUAUCAUCGUCAGUAGCAUCAAAAGCAGUAGUUACAGCAUCAUUAUCAUUAUCAAAAGCAGUAGUUACAUCAUCAAAAGCAGUAGUAGCAGCAUCAUUAUCAUCGUCAACAGCAGCAUCAUCAAAAGCAGUAGUAUCAGAAUCAUUACCAACAACAAAAGAAGCAGCAGCAACUAAAGAAGCAUCAUUAUCUUCAGUAGCAACAACAGAACCAGCAAAAGUAGUAGCAUCAUUAUCAACAUCAAAAGCAGCAGUUACAGCAUCAUUAUCAUCAUCAAAAGCAGUAGUAGCAGCAUCAUUAUCAUCGUCAACAGCAGCAUCAUCAAAAGCAGUAGUAGCAACAUCAUUAUCAUUGUCAGAAGCAGUAUUAGCAGGAUCACUAUCAUCAUCAGAAGCAGUAGUAGCAUCAUUAUCAUCAGAAGCACCAAAAGUAUUAGCAGCAGCAUCUUUAUCAUCAGAAACAGUAAAAGUAGCAGUAGCAUCAUUAUUACCAGCAGAAACAGAUGCUACAACAGUAGCAGCCCCAACUUUCGGACUCAGUUCCAGUUCGAGUGAAAGUUCAAUUUAUUGCACCCGUGGCUCGACGUCGGACGAAAUUACCACCGAAGAAUCGUACGAAAAUUUCGGUUUCGUCAAUGAAGAAUCGCUUUCUAACGAAGGACCCAAAAAAACCCUCCAUGAUCAUUGUCACCAUUGUCCAAACGAAUCGAACCAAACAAACGAAUCUUCCGAAACUGAUUGUCCUGCAACUGAAACAGUUGGCGAACUAGAUACAAACAAUGUUCCCGCAACUCAUUUCGGUAUCAAUCAAAAAUCCUUUCGGAUUCACAAAACAGAAUCAAACACCCCAACAAAUACAGUUUCGAAAAAACUAUUCCCCAAAACUAAAAAGAAUUCUAGCUCCAAAUACAAAAUUCUUUCCCAAACGGACGAAAUAAUUGCCAAAGUCGAAACCUACUUGGAGUCACAAGUGCCUAUCCCCUAUCAGAAAUGUUACCCCCUAUUAGAAUCAGUGUCCGUUAUGGAAAAAAGUCAACUCGAUUUAGAUUCACAAGUUCCUUGUUUAAAUUACAAUGCAAAUGUGAAAAACGAUCAAAUACCAAAUGACGAGAUUCCUUGCUAUGAAAAUUGUUUACCAUUUGAAAAUUUGACAAUGACGAGGUUUCAUUUGAUGAAUGCGAAUUUUAUGCGAAAGACCGAAUUAAAAUUUCCCCAGUGGCCUGUUAAUGAUCUGACAAAUUACAGUAGUGGCUCGUCAAUGUCAAAUGUGGAAUUUUACUUUGGUGCUCACACCACACCGUCUUAUGAGAACAUUAAGGAGCGUUCGCAAGUCAAUUCCGAUGAGUUGUUAACAAAAAUUUUUACAUUCCUCUUUAGACAAUUCGAUUUUAUGAUUGUAAUUCUCCUCUGUCUUUUGUUGUUGUUCAUUUAUUAUAUUUUAAUUCACUAUAAAGGAGACCAAUGAGGAACAAUUUUUAAUUCUAAAUUUUUAUUUCUUAAG
Molecule: messenger RNA, 2537 nt
Organism: Leptopilina heterotoma
Lineage: Eukaryota; Metazoa; Arthropoda; Insecta; Hymenoptera; Figitidae
Exons: 3
Coding region: 120-2501 (793 amino acids)
Source: RefSeq, a predicted model, not a curated record